AUGUCGAGUGUUGGAGCGGCAUAUAUUACUAAACAACCACGUGAUGUUGAAAUUCAUAAUACUUUUGCUUUAAUGGGAAAUGAACAUUUCAUACGUAGUUGGGCAACGACAGAAGGAACUUGUGAUUGUUCGGGUUCAUAUUAUACGACUCUUACUGAUACAAGAUUAUUGCUGCGAUCGAUGGAUACAACAUGUUGUAGUUGCUGUUGUACACCAGGUCAUAUGGAUGUUUCGAUAUUUUUACGCGAUAUAGCUGAAAUACGUGAAUCAUCAGACAAUGAAGAUUGUUGUUCUUGCUGCUGUACUAAAUGUUGUGCAUGUUGUGGAUGUUGUAAACGUUAUUGUGGUGGAAAAAAAUAUCUCGAAAUACGAGGUGUAUUUGGCUCAGAAAUCCUACAUGUAUCAAAAGCAGAUAUAUUAAAACUACAAAGUGAAAUUCCAGCAGCUGUUGGUAAUCAUAAACUUGUUAGUCACUAUUAA
Rotaria sp. Silwood2 is the source of this 480-nucleotide messenger RNA. Lineage: Eukaryota; Metazoa; Rotifera; Eurotatoria; Philodinida; Philodinidae. The record is from the annotation of a GenBank genome assembly.